This is a messenger RNA of Meyerozyma guilliermondii ATCC 6260, 729 nucleotides long. RefSeq lists its product as uncharacterized. The record is from RefSeq and is a predicted model, not a curated record. Bases 1 to 729 code for a protein of 242 amino acids. The transcript has a single exon. Lineage: Eukaryota; Fungi; Ascomycota; Pichiomycetes; Serinales; Debaryomycetaceae.
AUGUAUUUGCCAAUCAUCCUAGGUUGGGUAUUAUACGUGUUUGCGGGUCCGGGGUUGGAUAAUUGGGUUAAAGAAAGUGCUCAUUUGUGGAGUAUAAACAUUAUUAUAGCAUCAGGAGCUUCACACUGGGCAGUCGAUAAGUAUAUGGAAUUUUCCAAAAAUUGCAUGGUUCCCCAACCCAAUGCUGUAAUGCCGAGAAAACAUCGAAUUAUUAGUUUCGCCCUUAGUACGUUUGGCGAAUUCUGCUUUGGAUUAGCUCUCGUAAGUACUAUGAUGGGCUGGUGGAAGGACAAUGAUGAAAAACUUUAUACGGGGUUACAAGUCAGCACUCCGUCUAGAUUUAAAUGGGUAAAUGAAUUAGAUGAAACUGAAGGUAAAGCCAUUGCUACACUACCUGCGACCUUUGGUGUUUACAAGUUGAAUCUCACCUCAGAUGGGUUAUGGAAUCAAACCACCGUUACCAAAGAUUCCAUAGCGAUACUUGGGCUCUACAACAACACCGCUACUUCGAAGAAACUUCAACUUAAUAGUGGUAGUGCCGAUAAUAGUGCGGUGUACUUGCUUAACUAUGCUCCUGAAGUGGGUUUCAUGAUGCGACCAUUGGUCCUAAGCACAAUUGACAAAAGCCUAAUAACUGCAUGGACUGAAGAUAGUAUGGUGUUAGGGUGGCCAGAAAAUGGACUAACCGCUGGAAAAUGGAAAAAUUAUAAAGGAGUGGGAUUAUUAUAA